Fusarium oxysporum Fo47 is the source of this 1400-nucleotide messenger RNA. RefSeq lists its product as uncharacterized. The transcript is spliced from 4 exons. The record is from RefSeq and is a predicted model, not a curated record. The coding region runs from base 1 to 1305 and encodes 434 amino acids. NCBI's taxonomy places the organism in Eukaryota, Fungi, Ascomycota, Sordariomycetes, Hypocreales, Nectriaceae.
AUGAGCGGACAGCCUCCAAUUCGGCCAGAACAAGGAUCCUACGGUCAGUUCCAGGUUGCAACGAGCCAGCCCAAGACCCUCUACAGCCGAAGCAAAGACAUCCUGGCAAAGCUCCGCGAGUCAAUUCCCCAGAAUGAGAUUCAGUGGCAACAGGCCCGUGACCUUCACGGUUACAGUACAGCAGGGAAUGUACUCCAAAAGACAAGAGACAUAUUGGAAAACAGAAUCACGAAGCAAGAUCUGCGGAACUUCUUAACAAUCGCAUCUUGUUGUGUUGAUUGGCAUCUGGGGAGAAAGCAAGAGGCUUACCAAAAGUUCAAGAUGCAGAUCAGUGCUGCAACCGAACUGACGAUACAGAAGUACAUGUCUUCCUUGCGUGCCAUGGUCCAAGCCAUGGAACCAGUGUACCUUCGAGGACCACGUCAUCGCGUCUUUGAAGGGACUCUUUUAUAUUCACGUAUUGGGCCAUCGUUUCUUACGCACUAUACCAAAGAGACAGGAGCGUUCGAUUCCUGUUUCCCGGCUUUUAGUUGCACACACCCUGAAACACAGGCGUCAUUGCCCCUCGCACCGGCAUUUAUUCUCAAGUAUCGACAUCCUCAGCAAAGCUUUGGGGAUAUUUGCGCUGCUCUGUGUACGGAAGUCCUCGACGAGGAUGAUUAUGCUAAAUUUAUCUGUGUUCUUGAGAGUGGACGGCCAAUACCAACAGUGCUCUCGCUGCCAGCGAAAGCCCCCUAUACUGCUCUUUCUGUUAUCAAAUGUCAGCCCGAGCCAGCCGGAGAUGAUCAAAGGGCUUCUGCAAACCCCGUCGAUGAUUUAGACAUGUUCGCGCUCCCAAAGAGCUUCCCCUUAGUCUACAAGGUAUUCGGUAUCUCAGACGCCGUUCAGCAACUAUUACAAGAAGUAACUCACCGAAUCAACUACGAAAGUCUACGAGAAGUGCCAAAUACACCACUGCUUGAAUUUCAAUGGACUGAUAAUUAUGACAUGGUAGUUGAUCAAGUAGUUGUUGACUUGAUUGAACAAAACAUCCUGCCACAACAGCCUUUUCGAAGGUUCAAGUCGUUCUAUCGACAUAAGCCCGGAUCAAUCUCUGUUCCCUCUGGUUGGAUCAAGGUUAUUGUGCCCAUCACGUUGGUUCAUCAAGUCUGUCAUGUUUCAAUAGCUACGACAACUGUUGCGAAGCAAAAUAUCACAUGGGACACUAAGGUGGGGUUGAUCCUUGGCAGCGAUGUCUUAUUCUCAACAUCUCAGCAAAUCUUGUAUCAUUCUAUAUCUAUUCCUCUUGGCUCUGACAAUAGGUGAAGAAUUAAUCUAUCAGCCACAGAAUAUCACUGUAAAUAUUAACAUUCUGACCAUGUGCAAUACCUCUAACAUUCGCACCAACACUGGCUUUGGGG